Cuscuta campestris is the source of this 1373-nucleotide messenger RNA. The record is from the annotation of a GenBank genome assembly. NCBI's taxonomy places the organism in Eukaryota, Viridiplantae, Streptophyta, Magnoliopsida, Solanales, Convolvulaceae.
ACAUUUUUGUCUGCAAAGCUGUCGCCCCAUCCGGCCAAUCCUACAGUACUUGUUACCUCUUCCGCCCGUCGCGAAGUUUGACUGAUCAGGCGUAGGGAUGGUGAAGGCCAUAAUUGCGCCGUCGAUGCUGUCAUCGGACUUUGCCAAUCUGGCUUCCGAAUCCGAACGGAUGCUCCACUGCGGUGCUGAUUGGCUCCAUAUGGACAUCAUGGAUGGGUAGGUUGCAUUUCUGCUCCAGGAUCUAAUAUUGCACAUGUGCUCAAUGUUGAACAUGCACCAAUGAAUUAAAGGAAAACAAGUUAUCCAGUUGUCGGUGAAUUGCCUUUAUACAAAAUGCAGUUUUUUUUUACUCGGUAUUUACUCUUUUUCAUUUGCAGUCACUUUGUACCAAAUCUUACAAUUGGUGCUCCGGUUAUUCAAAGUUUGAGAAAGCAUACAAAUGCGUAUUUAGAUUGUCAUCUCAUGGUGACAAAUCCUCUUGAUUAUGUGGAAACGCUAGGAGCAGCUGGUGCUUCAGGUUUUACAUUCCAUGUUGAGACAUCUAGAGAUAAUUGGCAGGAACUUGUCCAAAUGAUAAAGUCAAAGGGCAUGAAACCUGGUGUUUCGUUGAAACCUGGUACUCCAGUUGAAGAAGUCUAUCCGCUGCUUGAAGGCGAGAACUCUGUUGAAUUGGUUCUUGUGAUGACGGUUGAACCUGGAUUCGGAGGACAGAAGUUUAUGCCUGAAAUGAUGCAUAAGGUUCGGGAACUAAGGAAGAAGUAUCCAUCCCUUGACAUAGAGGUGGAUGGUGGUUUAGGAGCUUCAACCAUUGAAUUGGCUGCUUCAGCAGGAGCCAACUGCAUUGUUGCAGGGAGUUCCGUGUUUGGAGCUUCCGACCCAGCUCAUGUCAUAUCACUGAUGCGUCACAGCGUUGAGAGAGCCCAGAAUGGGUUCUGAUCCAGAUGCACAGCCGUUAUGGGUUCUGUAUUGUGUGUAUUACUACAAUUCUCAAUGGAUUCCAUCAUUGAAUAAUAGGUACUUGUAUUCACACUCCCCCGGUUCAUGAUUCAUGAAUGAAUGGGUUGUUGGUUACCCAAAUUACAUCAUUAUAGUAACACCUGUUGCACCGCAGGGGGUAUAUACUAAUUAAUGAUUUGCGGUAUUGUUUCGUACGAAUAAUGUGAAUUGGAUGAGAGUAUGACACUAUACCCGAGUGGUUAGUAGUAAUAAUGUAACGAUGUGAUUUUGUGGUUAGAGCGAUGGUAGCUGACAUACUCUGGUAUUGGACAUUUAUUUUUGUUUGAAAUGGUUAUGAUUGAAAUUUGUGUUGGAAAAUUUGGAGAAAUACGCAUAUGAGCGGUGAUUUUGAACUUAAAUAUAAAAAGGGUUUGAUA